CGUUAGCCGAUUACUCGCGCGGUGCGGAACCCCAUCGGCUGUGAUCUUGGCAGAUCGCAAAUACCGUGUUGUAAUAUCGAGUGGCGAUCAUCAAAACGGCACCGUCUGCCGUGACGUGAUCCCACAAGUGCCGUAUUAUCAUAAUAUUUAAAAAAGAGGGUUAAUGUGCGGGGUGAUAAAGGUUUGACGAUUUGUCGUUGUCGUCCGCGUCGAUUUCGCGCGCCCAUUAGAGAGACCAGCGAGAGUGAGAGAGGUGUAGGGGGACACGAGAGAGAGAGAGAAAAAGGGGGGGACGAGAGUUGAAGAAAAAAAGGGGAAUAGUGGAUGAGAAAAAAAAAAGUGAAGAAGAAGAGAGAGGGAGGCCCACCGAGGAGGAGAGAUAGUUAAGAUGGUGCCAGUGGAGCUCGGGUGCGUUAUCGUCGCUGGUUGCUGGUAGGAGAGAGGAAAAACGGCGUGCGCCCAGCCAGUGUGACACGGUGUGUUGAUCGGUGCGCGCGGUGUUAUUCAUUGUCGUCAUAAGAAAGUUGUAUUCGCGCCGUUUCAUCAGUCCUCAGGAGCGAGUCCAUCUCAUCCACUGGAUUAAAACUACGGCGACAAUCCAAAAUUCACACCAAAAUAACCAAUCCAAAAUUACACCAUUGUUAAAUACAUAAACUCACCACAUGGCUGCACAUGUCAACCAAUUCUCCAUUAUCAAUCCCUCGAUUAUUGAUAAUUCUGGUUUUUUAUAGUUUUGGCAGUUAUUAUCAUCAUCAUCACCAUCAUCACCAUCGAGUGGGGAAUAAAAAAGGGAGAAAAGGGAGAAUAGGUAGUGUGAAAUAUUGAUAAUAAAUACAAGGAAUAUCAGUGGUUUUUACGAUCAUCUCGGAGCCAUCGUCUAGGUGUUAAAUUUGAGGAAAUAGUCGUGUGUGUGUGUGUGCGUGUGAGUGUUGAUCUUGUAGAAGAGCCAUCGCGUCGAAGCAGCGUUGCCCGCCGCCGAGAUCCUCGCGGCGUCACCAGCGCCCCAGUGGCUCAUCGGAGCGGCUGUUGUACGCGGCUCCUCACACGCGCCCCAAGUGAAACGUCGUCCUCUAGACAACUACCUCCAUUUAUCCCACCACUGCUGCCUUGACAAAGUUGUGUUAUUGUUGUGUUGAACGACUUGAACAACCCAGAGAGUUAGUGACCAAGUGGACGACAGUGUGAUCAUCGAGAGGAUUCGAUAUUUUACAUUUAACGACAUUUUACAUACAACAUUACGACCACCACUAUUCUCAUCAACCAUCAAUUUCGGAGGUUUCGAUGUGCAACACCAUUGUUUGACACUUUAGCCGUCAUUUUGACAUCUGUUUGACAAGAGUUUGACAUUAUUUUGGGGGCAUUAUUUUGCCUGUGGACAUUAAGCCACAUAUCAGUCUGUGUAUCUGUCUCUCUCGUUGGCCAACGCUAAUUGUCAAAGUGGUGGGACCAGCUGCAGCAAUCACCACCAUUGCCAGUUGUCGUGGUAGAGAUUGGGCGGAGGGUAGAUUUGGAAUUAGCGAGAUUCGAAUACUCGUUUUAUCAUAAAAUUCAUCGAGGAUGCCCGAUGGCUGAUGCCGCGGCAAAGCGUGUACGAGGACGCUUCGCGCGCCGCACUUAUUCACAUCAUUGUUAUUAUCACAAAUCGAGUUAUGAGAGUAAUGCGGUGAGAGAUCAAAUCCAUCGCGUGUCAUCACCUUAUUCAACAGCUCAUUACAUUUAUUAUUCAGCAUUGUCCUCGCGGCGACCCAAGGAUUAGAACACUUGUGCAUUGUUUAAAGCAUCUUCAAGAUUAAUCUGAGACAUGGCAGAUCACCUAGUUGACGGGCCGCCCAAUAAGCGACCCAAACUUGGAGAUGGCUUUCAGGGGCCCUCCGAUUCAGCGGUGGGUAUGGCGCCUAUAAUGAUGCACCAUGCUUACACAAACUUCGGGGGAGGCAGUGGUAACUUACAACAAAUGGGACCGCCGCAACAACUACACCUGCAACAGCAUCAGAUGCAGCAUUGGAACAACAGUACUACCCAAAGAAGAAAUUACAUAACGAACACAGAUAUGUUUGAUCUUGAAAAUGAUCUCCCCGACGAUCUACUAUCAUCGGGGUCCUGGGGUUCUGCCACGGAGAGCGCUAAACCACCAGCAACAGGUCCAGGACCCGGGCAACAGAAUGGAGCGCUCGACUCGGAACUUCGUCAGCAUGUACAGCAACAGCAACAAUUAUCCCAUCAUCUUAUUCAGCAACAGGUAAAGGGCAACAAAAAUUUAGUACCGAAUUCGCUAGUUAUGACUGGUACUUUGACCAGUAAAAGUCCAAAUAUGCAGUCACCACCGAAUGUAUCGGUCUCCAAGGGUGUGGUGGAUCAACAGAUGGUUGUUAACCUGGGAAAUUUGCCCAGCAGUAUAGCGAGCUCACUUGCUAACAAUCAGAUGUCGAUUGUUAAUUCCAUGGGGAAUCUACAGUCGUCGAUGAGCAUGGCCGGCAGUAAUCCAGCAAUGUCAAUGCCAGGAGGCAUGAAUGCUAGUUUAGUUAUGACGAGUAGUGCAACGGGGAAUAAUCCGAUGGGGGGAAUGGCUGGUGGAGGUCUUAUUGUGGCUAAUAGUCUGAAUAAACAGCCUUUAAAUACCGUAACGAUGAUGAACCCAAACUCCCAGGGUGUUCAUCAUCCGCAGGGUCCCCACGGUGUCCCAAUGCAGAAUGGUCCAGCAAUAUUGAAUGCCCGUGCUGUGGCAAUGCAGCAGCAGCAGCAGGCACAAGCUCAGGCACAGGCCCAAGCUCAAGCCCAGGCUCAGGCACAAGCUCAGGCCCAGCAGCAGGCGCACUUGGUGGGUCAGGCAAGGGGUCAGAGUCCCCAUCAGGUUCAUCAAGGUGGUAUUGUUGGUCCAGGCCAAGGUGGUCCCAGAAUGCAACCACCACCCAACAUGUCUAACAUGGGCACUAUGGGGCAGAUGGGUGGUAAUAGCCCGUAUGGUUAUGGUUCACCGGGAAGUGGCCUAGGUACUGGCGUCAAUGUAGCAGCUGUGAAUCCUGUCUGCGUAGUUACCCCACUUCAGCGAGGCGUUGGCAAUAUGACCUCGAUGCAGGGAAGAUUCAGUGCUCCUGGUGGUCCCAUUGGUGCUGGAAAUGUUAUUGGUGGUCAAGAGGGGGGAAUGGCUCAACAGGCACAACCACCAGCACCUAGUCCAGCUCAGCCACAAUCUGGUGCUCCAACUGGUGGCCAAGCUGGACCACAGCAAGCCACACAGGGACAAUUGGCCGGCGGUAGCACGCAGUCAGGUACACCAUCAUCCACUGCCGAUCCAGAGCACCGAAAGCUCAUUCAACAGCAAUUGGUACUACUUCUGCACGCCCACAAGUGUCAGAUAAGAGAACGUCAGUCAAAUGGUGAAACAUGGAGAUGUACAUUGCCACAUUGCAAAACGAUGAAAAACGUAUUGAGCCACAUGACGACGUGCAAUGAUGGUAAAGAGUGUCAAGUGCCCCACUGCAGUUCAUCGAGACAGAUAAUAACCCACUGGAAGCAGUGCCAGAGGAGUGAUUGUCCUGUUUGUCUGCCCCUGAAGCAGGCCGAUAAGAAUAAAACAACAGCUGCUAAUAUUCGUGCAGCAGCAGUGGCAGCAGCUGCUGGUGGCCAACAGCAGAAUAAUCAACAGCAGGAGCAACAGCAACAACAGCAACAGCCACCUCAAUCACAGCAGCAACAGCAGCAACAACAACAGCCACAGCAACAACAGCAACCAAAUCCAAGCCCCCAAGAUAUGAGAAGAGCAUACGAUGCACUUGGUAUGAUUUGUCCCACGACGACACCUGGUGUACCACCAGGUCAAGUUGCUGGUCGUGGUGUUAGAAUACCAGGACCACCUGGUAUGACUGGACCCACUGGGACCAUGACAACGGGAGUGAGACUCUCCCAGCCACAGCAACAAAAUCAACCGGGUCAAUCGAUUGUUGGUGCUAAUCAGCAAGUUGUUGCGCCAAAUGUAUCACUUCCACUCAGCUCAGAUCCAACGACGGUAUCGUCUGGUGCUGGUAACAAUCAGCCUGUCACAACGACAGGUCAGGCUGGUGCAGCAGCUGCUGCAGCAGCUAAUAUACAACAAUCUGUCAGCAGUAUGCAACAAUUAUUCGGUUUAAAUGACUCCGGACAGCCUGCAUUACUCAAUGAGAACAGAUUAUCAAAUCUUCAAUUGCCAGGUGGAUUGCAACCCAAUCAAGUGACAGCAACACCUGUACAGGGGACCAAAGAGUGGCAUCAGUCAGUUACUCCAGAUCUCAGGAAUCAUCUUGUACAUAAAUUAGUGCAAGCGAUAUUUCCAGCCCCAGAUCCACAAGCCAUGUUUGACAAGAGAUUGCACAAUCUCGUGGCUUAUGCGAGAAAAGUCGAGGGUGAUAUGUACGAAAUGGCGAACUCUAGGUCUGAGUAUUAUCAUCUACUGGCUGAGAAGAUAUACAAAAUACAGAAGGAACUUGAGGAGAAGAGGCAAAAACGUAAGGAGCAGCAGUUGGCGCAGUUACAGCAUCAGCCAGCAGCUCAAAAUGCUGGUGGUGGUAAUUUAAGGCCGUGUGCACCACCAGCUGUUAGUGCAGCUGUACCACCAGGCCCCAGGGCUGUACCUCCAAAUUUACGAAGUCAUUCACCAGGUAUGGGACAGAUCAAUACACUACCAGGAAUGACAAUGUCCCACAACAGAAUGGCAUUCAAUCAGCCACCCCAGUCUCAGGCUCAGUCCCAACAGAAUCAGUCUCAACUGCAGCAGCAGCAACAACAACAACAACAGCAGCAGCAGCAGCAGCAACAGCAACAGCAGCAACAGCAGCAGCAGCAGCAGAAUAGCAUGCUAGUGGGACCACCGGGACCGAGUCCCAAUGGCCAGGCAAGCUCCAAUCCCAAUCUUGUAUCCAAUCCCGGUCUUGUUCCAUUUGGACAACAACAGAUGUCCCAAGGAAACUUAACGACAACCACAGCGUCAGCAACUACUAGUCAAUUUCCAACGUCAAAUGGUACAGCAGGACUUCCAAACAGUUCACCAGUUCAAAAUCAACACCAAUUUCCAGAUCUUAUGAAGGCAAGACUCGCGGCACAGCAGCAGGCACAGGCUCAGGCACAAACACAAGCGUCUCAGCAGUCGACAAAUGCCCAAACUCCAAAUACAAAUAUACCAUCGAUUCCGCAGGCUCCAUCGCCCUUCAGCAGUAUGCAGCAACAAAAUAAUCAACAGGGGAAUCAACAAUUUACCAAUACUCGACCACUAUCAGCAUCUACACCCAGUGAUAAUGGAAUAUCUGUGACAACACCACAGACGAUACCACCACCAGCCUCGAGUGGACCCAGUCCUGGGCCUGCACCAACGACGAAUGGACCACAAUCUGUAACGUCAACACCAACAACACCGCUGGUACCAUCUCUGAUGACACCCAAUCAGACUGGUCCAUCGUCGAGUCAAACACCACCUCAUCCAGGAACAACACCAUCACCCGGUGGUCUUGCAAGUCUUGGAAAAGGUAUGACAUCCCAGGAGAGAGCUGCACUCAAUGCUGGAAGAAGUUCCUCAAUGUCUUCCCAAAUGGCAGCCAUCACAGCAGCUCUUGAUCGUGACAAUUCACCGAGUCCGCCCACCAAUAAUAACAAGGGCAAAGGUCUUGACUCCAUUAAGGAGGAGAAUAUCAAGAUGGAGAUCAAGCAAGAGGAUUGCUCGGAGAAUCAUACGAUAGAUGGGGGUAAAAAUGUAAAUAAUGAUGUGACAAUUAAGACGGAAAUUAAGACAGAGCCAAUGGAGGAGACGAGUGGGGAUGGGGUGAUCAAGGAGGAGCCUGUUGGUAUCAAGGAGGAGCCCAGGACACCUAUGUCAGUGGCUGAUGGAUCGACUUCGGAUAUUAAACCUGUUGUACCUGUGCCCAUCGAGCCCAGUGGCACUUCCACCGACAAGAGACGAUUGUGCUUGUUUAAACCUGACGAAUUGCGUCAGGCCCUCAUGCCAACUCUUGAAAAAUUGUACAGACAGGAUCCUGAGUCGAUACCAUUCAGACAACCAGUUGAUCCUCAUGCACUUGGCAUUCCCGAUUACUUUGAUAUUGUUAAAAAACCCAUGGAUCUAUCGACAAUCAAGAGGAAACUCGACACAGGACAGUACAGUGAUCCAUGGGAGUACGUCGACGAUGUAUGGAUGAUGUUCGAUAAUGCCUGGCUGUACAAUCGAAAAACUUCACGUGUUUACAAAUAUUGUACUAAGCUAUCGGAAGUUUUCGAGACGGAGAUUGAUCCUGUGAUGCAGGCACUUGGGUACUGCUGUGGGAGAAAGUAUACGUUCAAUCCUCAGGUGCUUUGUUGCUAUGGAAAGCAACUAUGCACGAUACCGAGGGAUGCCAAGUACUACUCGUACAAGAAUAGUAUAAAGGGGUAUGGUUCUCUUUCUGACAGAUACACCUUCUGUCAAAAAUGUUUCAACGACAUUCCUGGUGACACUGUGACGUUGGGCGAAGAUCCGACACAACCGCAGACACAAAUUAAAAAGGAGCAGUUCCAAGAGAUGAAGAAUGAUCACUUGGAAUUGGAGCCGUUCGUUCUUUGUAUAGACUGUGGGAGAAAAGUUCAUCAAAUCUGCGUACUUCAUUUGGAGCACAUAUGGCCUCAAGGAUUUACCUGUGAUAAUUGUCUGAAGAAGAAAGGCCAAAAGCGCAAAGAGAAUAAAUUCAGUGCCAAACGUCUACCAGUAACGAAAUUAGGCACCUACAUUGAAACACGAGUUAACAAUUUCUUGAAAAAGAAAGAGGCACGUGCUGGUGAAGUUGCAAUACGUGUUGUUGCAUCGAGUGAUAAGAUGGUAGAGGUUAAACCGGGAAUGAGAAGUAGAUUUGUUGAGAACAAAGAUAUGCCCGGUGAAUUUCCGUACAGGGCGAAAGCUCUGUUUGCAUUUGAGGAUAUUGAUGGCACUGAUGUAUGUUUCUUUGGUAUGCACGUGCAAGAAUAUGGAAGUGAGUGUGCGGCACCUAAUACGAGGCGAGUGUACAUUGCGUAUCUUGACUCUGUACAUUUCUUCUAUCCAAGAAAUUGUCGAACAGCUGUCUAUCACGAGAUUUUACUUGGCUACCUCGACUACACGAAACAACUUGGAUUCACAAUGGCUCACAUCUGGGCGUGCCCACCAUCCGAGGGCGAUGACUACAUUUUUCACUGCCAUCCGCCAGACCAAAAAAUCCCAAAGCCCAAGAGACUACAGGAGUGGUACAAAAAUAUGCUGCAGAAAGGGGAGAAGGAGAGGAUAGUCAUUGAUUAUAAGGAUAUCCUGAAACAAGCGAUGGAAGACAAGCUAUCAUCAGCAGCAGACCUUCCCUACUUCGAGGGUGAUUUUUGGCCAAACGUUCUUGAGGAGAGUAUCAAGGAGCUCGAUCAGGAGGAAGAGGAGAAGAGAAAGCAGGCUGAAGCUGCUGAGGCGGCAGCUGCUGCCAGCGCAAUAUUCUCAAUGACUGACGAUGCUGAAACUGGCCCCGAUGGCAAGAAAAAGGGCCAGAAGAAAGCGAAAAAAUCCAACAAAUCCAAAGCGAAUCAACGUAAAAAUAGUAAAAAAUCGAAUACACCUCAGACUGGAAAUGACCUAUCAGCGAAGAUAUUCGCUACGAUGGAGAAGCAUAAAGAGGUGUUCUUCGUUAUCAGGUUGCACAGUGCCCAGAGUGCUGCUAGUUUAGCGCCAAUUCAGGAUCCAGAUCCAGUGAUAAACUGCGAUUUGAUGGACGGUCGUGAUGCCUUCCUCACGAUGGCGAGAGAAAGACACUACGAAUUUUCAUCCCUGAGACGUGCGAAAUUCAGUUCAAUGUCAAUGCUCUACGAGCUUCACAAUCAGGGACAAGAUAAAUUCGUGUACACCUGUAAUAAUUGCAAGAGCCACGUGGAAACAAGGUACCACUGUACUGUCUGUGAUGAUUUUGAUCUCUGUAUUAGUUGUAAAGAAACAGAUGGACACUCACAUCCAAUGGACAAACUUGGCUUUGGUCUCGAUGAUGGAUCAUCAGCGGCUGAUGCUAAACAAACAAAUCCCCAGGAGGCGAGGAAAUUAUCGAUUCAACGGUGCAUACAGUCGCUGGUGCACGCGUGUCAAUGCAGAGACGCGAAUUGCAGAUUACCGAGCUGUCAGAAGAUGAAGAGAGUGGUUCAGCAUACGAAGGUCUGCAAGAGAAAAACAAACGGUGGCUGUCCAAUAUGCAAACAACUCAUUGCCCUGUGCUGUUAUCAUGCCAAACACUGCCAGGAGACCAAGUGUCUUGUACCAUUCUGCUCUAAUAUCAAGCACAAAUUGAAACAGCAACAGUUGCAGCAGAGAUUACAACAGGCACAAUUACUGAGAAGACGAAUGGCUGUGAUGAAUACACGACCAACGGGUCAAGUAAGUGCUGUACAGCCAGGACAACCGAGUACCUCCAAUGUUGCCAUGACAGCUGGUGUUGCUAUGAAACCAGGUGUAAGUCCAACAAAUCUUCCAUCACCCCAUCAGCCUGGAAUUGGGCUGAAACCAACGACCCAGACACCGCCAGCUCAUGUGUUACAAGUGGUCAAACAAGUCCAGGAGGAGGCCGCCAGACAACAAGCGCCACACGCUGGUUAUGGUAAAGUGACACCCGGUGGUGGUGUCGGUGUUGGUGGUGGUGUGGGUGUUGGUGUUGGUGUUGGUGUUAAUGCACAGGGUGGUGGGGUUAUGCCACCACCUCAGAUGCAGAGGCUAAUGCCAGGAUUACUUCCCAACGCUGGUGGAACUCAUUUGAUAUCGAUGGACCAGUGGACGCCGAGGUAUCAGCAGAAUGCUGUGAUGCAGCAGAAUCCUGGACUGAGACAACAGGCACCCCAACAGCUAAUGCAGCAACCGGGCCACCAGGUGCAGCAAAACGUGGGAAUGGGUGGACAAAUACCAAGACAAACUGGCGUUAUAGGUGGACCAGUGGGACAAGUGCCCCAGAAUCAAGUGGGUCCAGCGAAUAAACAAGCAUUACAACAACUAAUGGCAACAUUGAGAAGUCCAAGUACACCAGAGCAACAGGGCCAAAUUCUUCAAAUACUCAAGAGUAAUCCACCACUGAUGGCGGCGUUUAUAAAACAAAGGCAACAGCAGAGUGGACAGCACGGUGGUCAGGUUGGUCCAAUGGGCCAGAAUCAGUCACAGCAGCAACAAAACACUGCUGGUUUACAGCACAUAAUGUCCCAGCAACAGCAGCAUCAGCAGCAACAUCCACAGGGUAGAAUGCAGAUGCAGCAAGCAAUGUUAAAUACUCAACAACAGGGUCAGCAGGGUCAACCACAGGGACAAGUGGUGGGAUCACAUGGGGCACAAGUACCAAAUGUACCACAGCCUCAGUGGUAUCAGCAGCAGAUGUUGGUGAUGAAGCAGAGGCAGCAGCAGCAACAACAGCAGCAGCAGCAGCAGCAGCAACAACAGCAGCAACACCAGCAGCAGCAGCAAGUCCAACAGCCCCAGCAACAGGGACAGUCACAACAAUUUACCCAACCACCUGCACCACCUUAUGGUCAACAGAGGCCUAUCAGGCCAUCACACCUCGGCUAUGGUGGAUUUACAGAUCAGGGAUAUGGGCAGCCCGGAUUGAAACCAACACCACCACCUGUUCCAUCGCCUCAGGGUGUUAUGGGACCACCUGGUAUAUCAGUGCAGCAGCAGUUAAUGCAGUCUGUACGAUCACCACCACCAAUAAGAUCACCACAACCAAAUCCAUCGCCAAGACCGGUGCAAUCACCGAGAAAUCAACCAGUACCAUCGCCAAGAGCUGGACCUGUACCUUCACCACAUCAUCAUCCGGGUCAUGGUACACCGACUCAUUCACCAGCUCAUGAACUUGGUGGGCCAAGUGAGAUGAUGCUAUCGCAACUUGGUGGUGGUGCGCAACCAACUGGACAUCCAGCUACAAUGCCACAUCAUCCAUCACCAGCACCACCAACGACAAGUGGUGCUGAUGCUGGUGAUGUUACACCAAUGACGCCGCAGGAUCAAUUGUCAAAAUUCGUCGAGGGAUUGUAGUGACUGUUAUCGGUAUGACCGGUUCUAAGUGAUAAUCGACGACGAACUAAUCAGAAUCACGAUACUGGUAACAACCACGUGCUGUGACACUAAUCGGGGAAUCUAUGGUACGAGAUUUUAGACAAUGCGUUGAGUUUUAUCUUUCCUAUUUUUUUUCUCUCUCUCUCUCUCUUUUCUUUUUCAUCACUUGUGCGCGAAACGUCAUCUCGUGAUCAUUGCCCCUUCUGUACAUUUGUACACUAAUUACUUAUUUUAUUUAAUGAAAAAAAAAAACAUGAACUUUUUUAAACGUAAUGAGAUCGUUGAGAGGACGUGCAAACGUGUGCCAAGACUGUGUUACUUCCUCUCGCGAUGGUAAUUUCCGAGCCAAGAGUCAAUGCACGUUAUUAAAUACAAUUUCCCCCUCUCUUUUUCCCCUCCCCCCGGUGGGACCCUAUGACUUGAAGAGAAGAGUUUAUUGGCCGGUGUGAUAAUUAAAAUAUUUGAGUUAUUAAAACGGCAGUAUUGAGCUCCUGUUGUUGAAUCAACGAACUCUCGGUGUUGGUGACGUGGUACAGCUGGUUAAUUUAAUUAUCGUUUUUUUUCCCCCCCAAGGACUGAAUAUAGAAAAACUCGAAGUAAUAAAAAAAUUUUUUAACACAAACUGAGACUAUCGCCAACUAAUCCCCAAAUCCACGAAUCUCCCUGUUGCUACGCUGUUUCCACCUGAAGAUACAUUAAAUCGAUGAAGGAGACUAAACAAAAUUAAAAUGGAAAAAAAAGUUCCUCGCUACCGCUUGGUCUGCGGAAUCGAGCGAAAUCGUACAAAUGUGUUGUGUAUACUUAACGUUAAUUAAUAUUAAAAACAAAGAAGAAUAUAGUAAUAUAAAGAUGAUACGGUGAAGCUAUUGAAAAAAUAAUAAUAAAUAAUGUUUUUUGGACACAUCCCGCUAACCAAAUCAUCUCUGUGACGAUAAUAUAUAUGCAUAUAUAUAUAUAUAUAUAUAUAAAUAUAUAUAUAUAUAAACUUUAAGAGAAUAACUGUCUGUUGCGUACGUUUGGUAACGCCAGAGUUUGUGGUGCGUUCAAUUGAAGCCGUUUUUUUAAGCACACGAAGAACAAAAGACGUUUUUUUGUGAUUUCCAUGAGAUAAUGACGAAAUGUAUUUUAUGUCACUGCAGUUGAUGGUCCCAUGAGUCCUUGAUGAUUGUAUCUCAAUAUGUUUUUAAUUACCAGCGCUUUUAAUCGCCAAUAGGAUAAAAAAAAACGAUACGUUACCCCCUCCCACCACUCGUUUCCCCCAAAAUAUUUAAAUGUCAGAGAUUGACACACGUGCUCAUGUGAUUAUCAACUGAUCCGGUAAUUUAUAUGAUGAUGUAGAUGAUUGAUUGAGAUGAUUUAAGUGAUUAUGAAACAAUGUGAAUCGUGUUGAAUGUGACGAGAGUAUUUUUCGUUGAUGCCACUGCUGAAUUUGUGUAUAGACCAAUCAAAAGAGGGAUGAAUAAUAUUUGAGCUGUGGCUAAUGCGAAUUUUGUGAGUGAAUUAGUUAAGUGGGACAAUUGACGGUUUAUUAAACUAAUAACCGACAUACGGUGGGUGUUUUAGUAAUGUGUGUGAGAGAGAGGAUGAGAGAGAGAGGAGAGAGAGUAAUGAAAUAAAGAAAAAAAAAACUUGCGCGUAAAUCAAAUGAUGUGUUUGUACGCGCACUAUUUAUCCCUACACUGUACAUACAAUACUAUUAUCACGAUAAUAAUAAUUAUUAUUCAUUUA
Molecule: messenger RNA, 11758 nt
Organism: Fopius arisanus
Lineage: Eukaryota; Metazoa; Arthropoda; Insecta; Hymenoptera; Braconidae
Gene: nej
Product: nejire
Exons: 12
Coding region: 1802-10009 (2735 amino acids)
Biological process (GO): positive regulation of transcription by RNA polymerase II
Cellular component (GO): histone acetyltransferase complex; nucleus; transcription regulator complex
Molecular function (GO): histone acetyltransferase activity; zinc ion binding; chromatin DNA binding
Source: RefSeq, a predicted model, not a curated record